Lactuca sativa (garden lettuce) is the source of this 2369-nucleotide messenger RNA. Its product is annotated as cellulose synthase-like protein G2. Gene Ontology annotation, biological process: cellulose biosynthetic process. Gene Ontology annotation, molecular function: cellulose synthase (UDP-forming) activity. The record is from RefSeq and is a predicted model, not a curated record. Gene Ontology annotation, cellular component: membrane. NCBI's taxonomy places the organism in Eukaryota, Viridiplantae, Streptophyta, Magnoliopsida, Asterales, Asteraceae.
CAAACAUUUCAUUGAGAAGUGGGAACUGAUAACCACAUAUAACCUCUUAAAUUAAAACCAUUACUCAUUGAGAAGCAACCUCAUUCACCCAAACUCCUGCAACACACAAAACAGUGAAACACCAUGCUAAAAGCUCCAUUUCAUACAAGCAAACCAUCACCCACAAGAUGGUUUUAUCGAAUUUACACGCUCGUUUACACAAUCGCCAUUUUCGCACUCGUUUAUCACCAUUGUUGUAACCUUAUCCACUCUCCUUCAUUCACCACCAUUUUCCUACUCAUAGCUGACCUCGUGCUAGCUUUCUUGUGGGCGACAUGGCAAGCUUUCUUUCUGAAUCCGGUGUUCCGACAGGUUUUCCCGGAGAACCUGGCACAAGUGGCGAAGGAAAACGAGUACCCAGGACUGGACUUGUUUAUUUGCACGGCUGACCCGUUCAAAGAACCACCAAUUGGGGUGGUUAACACGGUGUUGUCUGUGUUGGCGUAUGACUACCCGUCGGAGAAGCUGUCGAUAUAUCUGUCGGACGACGGAGGGUCGCAGCUAACACUAUUUGCGUUCAUGGAGGCUGCUAAGUUUGCGAGACAUUGGUUGCCAUAUUGCAAAAAGUAUAAUCUAAUGGAUAGAUCUCCUGAAGUUUACUUCGGAAGCAAUCCAUCCUUCUUCCCUGAAACAAGUGAAAUCCAGGAGAUGUACAAGAACAUGAGAGCUACAGUUAAGAAGGUCAUUGACCGAGGGACAAUCGAUCUGGAUCAAAUGAAUUGUGAUCGUACGAUCAAAGCUUUCAGCAAAUGGACCCCUGGAUUUACACGUCACGAUCAUCCUGCGGUCAUCGAGAUUUUAUUAAAAAAUAACGUAGAUAAAGAUGUGAUGGGUCAUUACAUGCCCAAUUUGUUCUAUGUCUCACGAGAAAAGAAUAGAGGCACACCACACCAUUUUAAGGCCGGUGCCCUUAAUACUUUGAUCCGGGUAUCAGGUGUGAUGACAAAUGCACCUAUAUUUCUUUCUUUAGAUUGUGACAUGUACUCAAACGAUCCAAAUACACCACUUCGUAUGCUAUGUCAUUUCUUGGAUCCUAAUGUUGAUCCAAAGCUUGCAUUUGUUCAAUUUCCUCAACGCUUCCACAACAUCAACAAGAACGACACUUAUGGUGCUGAACAUGUGCUUGAGACACGAGCAUGCACAGUCGGAAUGGAUGGUUUGGGAGGCACAUUUUUCAUGGGCACUGGUGGCUUCUUUAGAAGAAAAGUUCUCAUAGAAAACCCUAAAGAAUCACAAAAGAUAUGGAAUGAACCAAUUCAAUCCAAAGACGUUUCAACAUUAGCACACCAUGUCGCGAGUUGUACCUACGAGGACAAUACGAAAUGGGGUCAAGAGAUUGGGUUUCGAUAUGGUACUUUGGUUGAGGAUAUAUACACAAGUUUCAGAUUGCAAUGUUUAGGAUGGAAAUCUGUGACAUGCAACCCAACGAGAGCUGCAUUUCUAGGCAAUAUGCCGAUAGCACUCAAUGACAUUCUAGCUCAGAAUAAUAGGUGGUACAUGGGUAUGCUACAAACCGGAUUAUCCAAAUUUAGUCCCAUGACAUAUGGAAUCAAGUUUAUGAAUCCUCUCCAAGCAUUGUGCUAUGCACACUACCAUUUCCGUGCCUUUUGGUCUAUUCCAGUCAUCAUCUAUGCCCUUGUACCACAGUUCACACUUGUAAACGCUUCCUCAAUAUUCCCAAAGGUUUCAGACCCUUGGUUUCCUUUAUAUGUAUUCCUUUUCAUUGGAGCGUAUGCGAAAGAUUUUCUUGAUUAUGUGAUGAACGGGUCAACGUUCAAAAGAUGGUGGAAUCGUCAAAGAAUAUGGUUGAUAUUAGGAUGCUCAAGCUACCCAUUUUCAAUAGUCGAUUGGUUACUCACUUCCCUAGGCAUGUCGACAUUUGAAUUCAACGUAACAAGUAAAGUGUCAGACAGUGAAAUAAGCAAACGUUAUGAGGAAGGGGUAUUUGAAUUUGGAGUGGAAUCUCCAUUGCUUUUGUCGGUGAAUAUAGUAGCAGUUCUCAAUUUAUUCGCGUUUUCGAUUGGAAUUAAGCAUGUUUUGAUCAAUGCUGGGACGUUUGAAGAACUGUUUGUUCAAUUGUUUAUAACAGGGUUUGCUGUGUUGAAUAGUUGGCCCCUAUAUGAAGGCAUGAUAUUGAGGAGUGACAAAGGAAAGAUGCCUCCUAAGACUACCUUGAAAUCAGUUUGUGUGGUUUUGGUUAUUUACUUGGCCUUCUUUUAGACAUUUUAAUAUAUUGUCAUAAAUUGACAACUAAUAAUAUUAGGUUUUUUAUGUGUCGUUUAUUUUUUAUUUUUAAUAGAAUGUAUUCUAAUAAUCAUGUAGUUAUGUUA